Messenger RNA from Dacryopinax primogenitus, 1371 nucleotides. Its product is annotated as AAAP amino acid permease. Gene Ontology annotation, molecular function: amino acid transmembrane transporter activity. Bases 1 to 1371 code for a protein of 456 amino acids. Gene Ontology annotation, cellular component: endoplasmic reticulum. The record is from RefSeq and is a predicted model, not a curated record. Gene Ontology annotation, biological process: amino acid transmembrane transport. The transcript is spliced from 5 exons. NCBI's taxonomy places the organism in Eukaryota, Fungi, Basidiomycota, Dacrymycetes, Dacrymycetales, Dacrymycetaceae.
AUGCCUCUGUUGCUUGGCCUCGUUGAUACGUCUCAUGACCCACGAUCACUGCCAGAAGGCAUCAACCUCGAUGGAGGCGAAAGAGGUGUAGAUCUUGAGGACCUGCACAGGAAGAAGGGUGGGUCUGGAGGACUGUUGGACAGUAUAUUCAACAUGGCAAAUUCCAUCCUGGGUGCUGGCAUCAUUGGCUUGCCAUAUGCUAUCUCAGAAGCCGGGUUAGUCACUGGGACAAUCCUGCUGAUUAUACUUGGUAUCGUCACCGACUGGACCAUCCGUUUGAUUGUUCGGAAUGCAAAGCUCAGCGGGCGGAAUUCGUAUAUCGAUAUCAUGGAUCACUGCUUCGGCAAGAGUGGUCGGGCUGCUGUUUCUUUCUUUCAAUUCAGUUUCGCUUUCGGAGGCAUGUGUGCCUUCGGUAUCAUCAUCGGCGAUACAAUUCCCCACGUUAUCGCUUCCUUAUUCCCUUCACUACGCACGAUACCUGUUCUCUACCUCCUCACGAAACGGCGAUUUGUCAUCGCACUAUGCACGAUAUGUAUAUCAUACCCCCUUUCACUGUAUCGCGACAUUGCAAAAUUGGCACGAGCAUCCGCUCUCGCGCUGGCCGGCAUGCUGCUCAUCCUGAUCUCGGUCGUGGUCGAAUCCAUCAAAGUCGAGGAGGAUUCCAAACUGGCUGAUCUCCGAGGCUCUGAUGCAGCACGAUGGACCAUAAUUCAGCCGCGCAUUGCUGAAGCAAUCGGUGUUAUUAGCUUCGCCUUUGUCUGCCACCACAACUCGCUCCUCAUAUACGGCUCCCUCAGCACACCCACAAUGGAUCGUUUCGAUCGGGUAACACACGUGGCAACUGGUGUAUCGAUCGUAGCAUGUCUUGUGAUGGGACUGAGCGGUUUCUUAACCUUCACCGAUCGCACGCAAGGAAACAUUCUGAAUAACUUCAGCCAAAGCGACCUGCUUAUCAAUAUUGCACGGCUUUGUUUUGGCAUGAAUAUGUUCACCACACUCCCCCUCGAGCUCUUUGUGUGCCGAGAGGUAAUUGAAGAUUACUACUUUCCCCAUGAGCCUUUCAGUUGGCAACGCCACGCGCUGUUCACAACGUCUAUUCUUAUGGCUUCAAUGUUUUUGGCUCUCAUAACCUGUGAUCUGGGGGUAACCCUUGAGAUCACCGGCGGUGUUUCGGCGACUGCUCUAGCGUUCAUCUUUCCGGCUGCCUGCUAUUACAAACUGCUUUCACCAGAGCAGCCAUGGUAUGGCCGGCAUAAGCUCCCGGCUAUUGUGUGCGCCAGUUCUGGAUUCAUCGUCAUGGUCAUGAGCCUGAUUCUCGCGCUGACGAAAGCGUGGAGACCGGAAGGUGCAGCCAGGAUGUGCAUUGAGUAA